UUCAAUAAAAAAUGAAUGCCCUGACAUACCAGUAUCUGAUGUAAAAAUUGAAGAUAAUUUCUUAGACGAUUAUUCCACGAAGAAUAAUGAUUCCGAAGUUUAUAACAAUCAAUCAGAUGAUGAUUGUAUUGAAAAUAUCGAUCAUGAUAGCUUGAAAGAUGAAGCAAACGAAGAUUAUUUAGAAAAUACAGAUUGUAAAAGUUUGAAAAAUGAAGACAUCACUAAAAAUAUUAAUGAAAAAACUGUGUACAAAUGUACAGAUUGUAAUAAAGUUUAUAAAAAAGCAUGGAUGCUUGAAAAUCAUAAAUUAGAUCAUGGUCAUAAUUGUAAAGUGUGCUUUAAAAGCUUUAAUACAGAGAAUGAUUUAAAUAAACAUGCGCAAGAACAUGCGCAUUUAGAACCGAAUAGAUUUGUUUGUAAAGAAUGUGGCGCUGAUUUUAAUAAAAAAUAUAGUUUAGUCUUACAUACACGAAAGCAGCAUACUGGGGAAAAACCCCAUCUAUGUUCUGUCUGUGGUCGAGGAUUUAGUGAUGAAAGGUAUUUAAUUACGCAUAUGCGAAUUCACAACGGGGAAAAACCUUUCGAAUGUAAAGUCUGUGAUGCUAAAUUUCGCCAAUGGUCGACAUUAAAAAGUCAUUUAACAACUCAUACAACUGACAAGAAUUAUAUUUGUACUGUUUGUGGUAAAAAAUUAGCUUAUAAAGCUACAUUACGAAUACAUAUGCUGAGUCACACUGGUGUUAAAAAGUAUCCUUGUAAAAUAUGUGAAAAAACAUUUAAAGUUUCAUCUCAACUAACAAGACACAUGAGGAUACAUUCAGGUGAAAAGAACUAUAAAUGUUUAGAUUGUGGAAAAGCAUUUGGGAGAUCACAUCAUUUAACAGUGCACAGAAGAAUUCAUACAGGAGAAAAACCUCAUGUUUGUUCAACUUGUGGUAGAGGCUUCACUCAAUUACAUGUGUUAAGAACACAUUUGAAAACACAUAAAGAAUAA
Molecule: messenger RNA, 994 nt
Organism: Chrysoperla carnea
Lineage: Eukaryota; Metazoa; Arthropoda; Insecta; Neuroptera; Chrysopidae
Product: gastrula zinc finger protein XlCGF62.1-like
Exons: 4
Coding region: 290-994 (234 amino acids)
Biological process (GO): regulation of cytokine production; negative regulation of transcription by RNA polymerase II; regulation of immune system process
Source: RefSeq, a predicted model, not a curated record